GGGCCUACGGAAGCUUGGGCCUUGGGCAGUUCCGCUCGAGACCACUCUAUAAAGCCUCCUCCGGGCUCGCUAGGUUUUUGGUGCGUUCUCUCUUCUCCUCUUCCACGGCGGCGGCGGCGGCGGCGGCGACAAGGCGAAGGCGAAAUGGGUAAGGGUACGGGGAGUUUCGGCAAGCGCCGGAACAAGACGCACACGCUGUGCAUCCGUUGCGGCCGCCGCAGCUUCCACCUGCAGAAGAGCACCUGCUCUUCCUGCGGCUAUCCCGCCGCCCGCAUCCGCAAGUACAACUGGAGCGUGAAGGCCAUCAGGAGGAAGACCACGGGUACCGGUAGGAUGAGGUACAUGCGCCAUGUGCCCAGGAGGUUCAAGAGCAACUUCAGGGAGGGAACUGAGGCUGCACCAAGGAACAAGGGAGCUUCUGCCGGCAACUAGGCGUGGUGCUCUUCACUUGUUAUGCUAAUCAGAGCCCUGGUGGCCGAACUUAGUGUUUUUGCUGCUUUCUACUGGAAUUAUGUGUUUCUAUGCCGAGUGGCUUAUGAUGCCUGGUUUUAUGUUAUUCUCACAAUUUUCCUGGACGUCAAUCCUUCAGUUUUGAAUGUUGAAUCCUGCGUGAUAUCUGGAUGUUCGGUCGCA
Brachypodium distachyon (stiff brome) is the source of this 633-nucleotide messenger RNA. RefSeq names its product 60S ribosomal protein L37-3. Gene Ontology annotation, biological process: translation. Gene Ontology annotation, molecular function: structural constituent of ribosome; RNA binding. The transcript has 4 exons. Gene Ontology annotation, cellular component: cytosolic large ribosomal subunit; ribosome. The record is from RefSeq and is a predicted model, not a curated record. The coding region runs from base 145 to 432 and encodes 95 amino acids. Lineage: Eukaryota; Viridiplantae; Streptophyta; Magnoliopsida; Poales; Poaceae.